Molecule: messenger RNA, 1428 nt
Organism: Alligator sinensis (Chinese alligator)
Lineage: Eukaryota; Metazoa; Chordata; Crocodylia; Alligatoridae
Product: BPI fold-containing family B member 4
Exons: 13
Coding region: 1-1320 (439 amino acids)
Molecular function (GO): lipid binding
Source: RefSeq, a predicted model, not a curated record
AUGUUUGUGUCCCGCAGGUUACGAAUCGUGGAGCUCACCCUCCCCAAGGUGUCCCUGAGGCUGCUGCCUGGGAUCGGCGUCCACCUGAACUUGUACACCAGGGUGGCCCUCAAUGGAAAGAGUCUCCUCGGUUUCCUUGACAUCGCCGUGGAGGUGAACAUCACGGCAAGGGUCAGGCUGACGAUGGACGGCACAGGCUACCCCAAACUGCGGGUAGAAAACUGCGAUGCCCUCCUCGGUAAUAUUAAAGUCAGACUCCUCCGAGGCUUGCUCCCCAUUGUGGAUAACUUGUUGGCACGGGUCCUGAACGGACUCCUUCCUGGCCUGCUCUGCCCCGUCGUGGACGUUGCCCUGGGACUCGUCAACGAUCAGCUGGGGCUCGUGAACUCCCUGGUGCCGCUGGGUAUACUGGGAAGUGUCCAGUACACCGUAUCGAGCCUUCCGCUAGUAACUGGCAAGUUCCUUGAAGUAGAUUUGAAUACUGUGGUCGGGAGCGUCGGAGGAGGCCUCCUUGACUACCCCCUGGGCAAGCCAGAAGCUGUCCCUAUGGCACCUGGGGUACCGAUGCGCCCCAGGGUACCAAUGGCACCUGGGGUACCGAUGGCACCUGGAGUACCGAUGCCACCCAGGGUACCGAUGCCACCCAGGGUACCAAUGGCACCUGGGGUACCGAUGCCACCCAGGGUACCGAUGCCAUCACUGCCGCCGAUGGAAGAUAAGACCUCCUCCCAGCUUGGCCUCUCCGUAAACUUCCUUAGCUCCGUGAUAGCUGUCCUGCAGAAACAAGGGGCUCUAGAUAUCGACAUCUCGGAUGGGAUGUUUCCUGAGCUCCCUCCAUUAACGACAUCGACUCUUGGAGCGUUGAUUCCUGCGGUUUUUCAGAAGUACCCCGAGCCCCAGGCACUGCUGCUGAAGGUCGUAGUCCCUGACGUUCCCACGGUGACUCUGGCCAAAGAUAAAGGCUUGAUACACCUCCUCGCGACUGCCGAACUGAUGGUCGCCCAACCCAGCGAUGCCUACAAGACCCUCUGCCGGCUCAAUAUCGAUGCUUCUCUGCUGGCCUGGUUCUCCGUGGAAGACAACAAGCUGAAGAUCAGCGUCAGCCUUGACAAGACUCGUCUCUCCUUGGCGUCCUCCACCCUCGGCAAUUUUGAUAUCUCACUUUUGGACGUGCUGGUUAGCAAGAUUUUUGACGUCGCCUUCCUGCCAGCGAUGAAUAGCAUUCUGGGAGAAGGCGUCCCUCUCCCCAAGCUGCUCAACACUGACUUCAACAACGCUGACAUCGAUGUCAUUGAAGAUCUCCUCGUGUUAUCCGCGUGAGCCCGUGAAGCCAGACUGGGAAAGAGUCCUGCGGACGUACGCCUCUCCCACUGGAAAGAGAAGCGAAGCCCAGUCCACCGGCGGGCCCCGGAGUGGGUCCCCUUCAUA